Messenger RNA from Cuscuta campestris, 795 nucleotides. The record is from the annotation of a GenBank genome assembly. Lineage: Eukaryota; Viridiplantae; Streptophyta; Magnoliopsida; Solanales; Convolvulaceae.
CUUGUGGUAUUGAUACAAGUUUCAAAAAAAUAGAAGAAGACUCCGUACUCCUUAAAGUAACUCCAACGGGUCAUCUAAAAUUCAGUAAAGUGUGAAAAUUGAAAGAUGUAGCCUUUACUCUACAUAAAAACGAGCUCCAACGGGUAAGCCAUAAAAUAGAGUGAUUGCUAUUUGUUCCGUUUUGUCUUCUAUAUUUGGAAGCCAGCCUUGCAUUAGCUAUCGAUCUAUUUCUUCUUUGAUUUCCGAUUCUGCUCAUCCGCCAUCUUCAUAUAGCUAUGGCUUUCGAUUCUAGUGCUGCUUCUUCUUCUUGUUCUAUUGCAAUAGCCACACAUUUUAUGGGAGGCUUACGGCGGAGUCGGGGGAGGGGUAGGGUGGGGGGUUUAGGGGAACUAGCUACAGGAUUGUCUUCUUCCUUCUCCAUUUUCCUAUAUAAGGAGGAAAAACCAGCUUUCAUUUCUGCACCAAAACUUAGUAAGUUUAGUAUCAUUUAGUUCCUUGUUUAGUGGAGAGUUCAUUGGUGUUGUCAAUUUGGUGAGAGGUCGCCGGAGCUGAGAGUAAUCGUCGCAGGAAGUUUCGCCGGAAAAUUCUCAAAACCUUCGAUAAGCUUCGAGGUAAGCAGAAAGCAGAAUGUGAUCCUGGCGGCAGAUGGGGCGAGAUUGUCGGGAUGGAUGUGACAAGUUUUGAAACAAUUUAUGAUAUGUCAAUAUUAAAAUCGCUUCCGCAAUAUUGUUGAAUACUCCGUAUUGUAUAUGUAUUGAAAAAUAUUAUUGGGAUUAAUAAAGUGUGUUUGAAAAG